ACUAGAAGAGGGAGGAGGCACACAACUCGGAGAGAAGCUGUAAAGCAGUACAGAGCAGAGAGCAGAGCAGAGCGAGAGCAGAGCUGCGGCUGAGAAAAGAUACAUAUGCUGACACAAACCACACACCACUCGCGGAGUCAAUCGCACAUCCAGCCCAGCUUGGAGGCCUCACCAUGGCUGAGUCGCCUGGCUGCUGCUCCGCCUGGGCCCGCUGCCUCCACUGCCUGUAUAGCUGCCACUGGAGGACCUGCCCCAAAGAGAGGAUGCAAACCAGCAAGUGCGACUGUAUCUGGCUUGGCCUGCUCUUCCUCACCUUCCUCCUGUCCCUGACCUGGUUGUACAUCGGGCUCAUCCUUCUCAAUGACCUGCACAACUUCAAUGAAUUCCUAUUCCGCCACUGGGGCCACUGGAUGGACUGGUCCAUAGCAUUACUGCUGGUCGCCUCUCUACUGGUCACAUACGCAUCGCUGCUGUUGCUCCUGGCCCUGCUCCUGCAUCUCUGUGGACAGCCGCUGCAUCUCCACGGUCUCCACAAGGUGCUACUGCUCCUUAUUUUGCUUCUUGUGGUCACCGGCCUUGUGGGACUGGACAUCCAAUGGCGGCAGGAGUGGGAUAGUUUACGCCUGUCACUGCAGGCCACAGCUCCAGUCCUGCAUAUUGGAGCAGUCGCUGGAAUCACCAUCCUGGCCUGGCCUGUGGCUGAUACCUUCUACCGCAUCCACCCGAGAGGUCCCAAGAUUUUGCUACUGUUCCUCUUUUUUGGAGUUGUCCUUGUCAUCUACUUGGCCCCUCUAUGCAUCUCUUCACCCUGUAUCAUGGAACCCAGAGACUUACCUCCCAAGCCUGGGCUGAUAGGACACCGAGGGGCCCCCAUGCUGGCCCCUGAGAACACACUGAUGUCCCUGCGGAAGACGGCCGAAUGCGGAGCUGCUGUGUUUGAGACCGAUGUGAUGGUCAGCUCCGAUGGGGUCCCCUUCCUCAUGCAUGAUGAGCAGCUAACCAGAACCACGAAUGUAGCCUCUGUGUUCCCAUCCCGGAUCACAGCCCACAGCAGUGACUUCUCCUGGGCAGAACUGAAGAGACUCAAUGCUGGGGCCUGGUUCCUACAGAGGAAACCCUUCUGGGGAGCCAAGCAGCUGUCAGAGCCUGAUCGGAAAGAAGCGGAGAACCAGACAGUACCAGCAUUAGAAGAGCUACUGAAGGCAGCGGAAGCCCUCAACCUUUCGGUCAUGUUUGACUUGCGCAGACCCCCACGAAACCACACCUACCAUGACACUUUUGUGAACCAGACACUGGAGACUGUGCUGAGUGCAAGGGUGCCCCAAGCCAUGGUCCUUUGGCUACCGGAUGAAGACAGGGCUAAUGUCCAACGACGAGCACCCAGAAUGCGCCAGAUAUAUGGACAGCAGAUAGGCAACAGAACUGAGAAGCCCUGGCUUCUCAACCUCCCCUAUCAAGACCUGCCAUUGUUGGAUAUCAAGGCACUGCACCAAGAUAACGUCUCAGUGAACCUAUUUGUAGUGAACAAGCCCUGGCUCUUCUCUCUGCUCUGGUGUGCAGGGGUCGAUUCGGUCACCACCAACGAUUGCCAGCUGCUGCAGCAGAUGCAUUACCCCAUCUGGCUUAUUCCUCCUCAAACCUACUUAAUGACGUGGAUCGUUACUAACUGCAUCUCCAUCCUGCUGCUGUUAUGCACCUUCCUCCUCCAAGGGAGAUGUGCUAAGGAGAGAGAGAGAACAGGGCUCGAAACAGCAGUGCUGCUGACCAGGAUCAACAAUUUCAUGACAGAGUAAACACCCUGCCCUGCCCUUUCCCCAUCUAGUAUCUAAGGCCUGUCUUCAUCGCUUACCUACAAGAGAGGGAGAAGGGCCCAAAUGGAAUAUCUUGCAGUAGUGAGUUUUGGUGGGGGCCAACUUUACCAACGGGAGUUUUGAACAAAGAAGGCCCUCUGCCUGGUGAUGGGAAGGCCCUCAUGCUGCCAUGGAAUCUGCUUCUCUUGGGGUUUUGACAUGGGACAGGUGGGAAGACAGUGAGUCAUGAGAAAUUUCUCCUAAAAUGAAACUAGAAUGAGGAAGUAAAAGGGCAAUUGCAAGGUAGUGUCUCCGACCUGUGUGCACACAUUCUUGCGUAGAAGGCACAGGGUGUGUCAGGGGUGGGACAGUUUGGAACACUGACGGAUAAAAUGACAUUUUCGGGAGAACUACAAGGUGAUGGAGACACAGUCCCCGUUCCACGCAUUGUUUUCACGAUCCUUGCAAUUCAGCGAGGGGUAGGAGAUAAAGAGCCCAUCUAGUCAUGUAAUUCUGUGUUUACAGGUGGCUUUUUGCUGUGCACAGUCUUUUCUUUGAGAUUGGAUGGUUUCUGUAUCUUGUCUGUUAAUCUGGUACUCAAUGAAUUUAAUUCCUAUUUGA
This is a messenger RNA of Chinchilla lanigera (long-tailed chinchilla), 2411 nucleotides long. It is a transcript of the gene Gdpd2, whose product is annotated as glycerophosphodiester phosphodiesterase domain containing 2. Gene Ontology annotation, cellular component: membrane. NCBI's taxonomy places the organism in Eukaryota, Metazoa, Chordata, Mammalia, Rodentia, Chinchillidae. Gene Ontology annotation, biological process: lipid metabolic process. The record is from RefSeq and is a predicted model, not a curated record. Gene Ontology annotation, molecular function: glycerophosphodiester phosphodiesterase activity. Bases 174 to 1793 code for a protein of 539 amino acids. The transcript has 17 exons.